AUGAUAGUCGCUCACGCUCCAAAAACUUAUUUCGGUUCAGGAGAUAUACAAAAAUCAUUGGGCUCUCUUCCUGGAUUUCCAUGGGCGAAAUAUCCCGGAGAAAAACAUCUUCCGUGUCAUAAUUACACCGGUCCAGGUACCAGGUUAGAUCUGCGACUAGACGAAAACGAUAAACCCAAACCAGGGGAAGAACCAGUCAAUAGAGUUGACGCCGCUGCGCUUAAACACGAUAUUUUAUACAGAAAUAAAGACAUAAACUUCAGACACGAAGCAGACAGACAAAUGAUAAUCGAACUUGAAAAUAUUCCAAAUCCAACUUUCAAAGAUAGAAUGCAAAGAGCAUUAAUCAUAAAACUGUUAAAAGCAAAGAUGAAAUUAGGCAUGGGAUUAGCGGAUGAAAUUCAUAAAGAAUUUAGAAAAACUAAAAACUUUUUAAAAGUUAAAUCUCCGGAAAACGAUAAUGACGCUGUUCACAAGAAAUAUUUACGGGAUCAAAUAAAUUCAAUUGAAGUAAAUAAAAACCAUUUAGAAGAUAAAAUAAGUAAUGUGAAAAGAUUCUUCAAACGUCAACUAAAUAAUAAAAAUGUUGUUAAUGAUACUAAACUACAACAAGAGGUAAUAAAAAGAUUAAUAAGUUUUAUUCAAAAAGAAUUGGUCAACGUAGCGAAUAAAACUGAGUUACAAAAUUUAAUUUCAUUAAUAUCUAAAUUAGAGGAUAAGAUUGCAAAACAAAAAUUAGACAUUCAACAAUUGAUAGAAAAUGAAGAUACGUUUCAACAGGAAUUAAAUGCUCUAGAAACUAAACUUAACAGUGAAUUACAAAAAGAACUAACAAAUAUUAAACAACAAAUACAAAACAUAGACGAAAUCAAAACCUAUAUUCAACAACAAAUACAAAACAUAGAUGAUAGCGAAAUCAAAACCUAUAUUCAUCAACAAAUACAGAACAUUGAUGAUAGUGUUAUUCAACAACAGAUAACCACUAUUAAUAACCUAGUUUUGAAACAGGACAAAAAUAUAGUCGCAUUAGAAAAAAAGUUUCUCAAGGAGGAAUCAUAUUAUUUCAAUCUUCCAUUUAGAAAUUUGGGUUUUUUUAGUGCUUCUAUUACUAAUAAUAUUGAUAAAUCAAAAGACUAUGAAUAUAAAACAUAUGGAUUUACAGCAAAUAUUAGAGUAUAUUGUGUUCCAAAUUAUACUAUUCAUCCCAAUUAUAUUUUUGAUGAUGAUGAUGAGGAUGAUUAUCGUCCAAUAAAUUUUACUUUCCGAGGAAAACUUAUAAUUGAAAUAACUUUCCCUUUUCAGGUAAAAGUUGAUUCAAUAUUCUUCACACAAGACUCUCAUUUUUCUGAUAAAAAAUUUAACGCUCAAAAAGUUCUUCAGUUUAUCAAUGGUACAAAAAAUGUAGAAACUAAAGAAUUUGAAAUUAACGACGAAAACAACAAGCCUCGACACUUAUAUGAAAUUAAAACGAGUGGAAAAUAUAUAGAUAGGUUUAAAAUGUUAAUCAUACCAGAUAAAGAAGAAGAUGAAUUUAUAUUGAGUGAUUUUGAUAUGUUAUUGGCGACGGAAACUCCACCAUCAAUGAAUAUUAUUAGAAAUCUAGAACCACAAAAAGAAGGAAAUAUGAGUUAUGAGUUUUUACGAACAUCAGACUUUGAAUACGUAAAACUAUAUUUUGUUAAUAAUGAUUGA
Lottia gigantea (owl limpet) is the source of this 1692-nucleotide messenger RNA. RefSeq lists its product as hypothetical. Gene Ontology annotation, molecular function: structural molecule activity; A2-type glycerophospholipase activity. Lineage: Eukaryota; Metazoa; Mollusca; Gastropoda; Lottiidae. Gene Ontology annotation, biological process: arachidonate secretion; phospholipid metabolic process. The transcript has 2 exons. The record is from RefSeq and is a predicted model, not a curated record. Bases 1 to 1692 code for a protein of 563 amino acids.